Capra hircus (goat) is the source of this 942-nucleotide messenger RNA. Its product is annotated as olfactory receptor 1J4-like. The record is from RefSeq and is a predicted model, not a curated record. Gene Ontology annotation, molecular function: G protein-coupled receptor activity; olfactory receptor activity. The coding region runs from base 1 to 942 and encodes 313 amino acids. Lineage: Eukaryota; Metazoa; Chordata; Mammalia; Artiodactyla; Bovidae. Gene Ontology annotation, cellular component: membrane. The transcript has a single exon. Gene Ontology annotation, biological process: G protein-coupled receptor signaling pathway.
AUGAAGAGGGAAAACCAGAGCAGCGUGUCUGAGUUCCUCCUCCGGGGGCUCCCCAUCCGGCCAGAGCAGCAGGGCGUGUUCUUCGCCCUGUUCCUGGGCGUGUACCUGACCACGGUUCUGGGCAACCUGCUCAUCCUCCUGCUCAUCAGGCUGGACGCUCGCCUCCACACCCCCAUGUACUUCUUCCUCAGCCACUUGGCCCUCACUGACGUCUCCUUUUCAUCUGUCACCAUCCCUAAAAUGCUGAUAAACAUGCAGACUCAGGAUCAAUCCAUCCCCUAUGCAGGAUGUGUAACACAGAUAUAUUUCUUCCUCUUUUUUACUGGUCUGGAUGAUUUCCUGCUCACCUCGAUGGCCUAUGAUCGGUAUGUGGCCAUUUGCCACUCUCUCCACUACAGCACCGUCAUGGGACAGGGGCUGUGCACCUUACUAGUAACUGUGUCCUGGCUUCUCUCCUGUGCCAGUGCCCUGUGUCACACGCUCCCCCUGACCCGGCUGUCCUUUUGUGCUGACCACAGCAUCCCCCAUUUCUUCUGUGACCUUGAUGCCCUGCUGAAGCUCUCCUGCUCAGACACAUCCCUCAAUGAGCUGGCCAUUUUCACAGUAGGAGUGACCUGCAUCGUCCUCCCAUUAGUGGGCAUCCUGAUCUCUUAUGGGCGUAUCGGGGCCACCAUCCUGAAGGUCCCCUCCACCAAGGGGAUCUGCAAAGCAUUGUCCACAUGUGUCUCCCACCUCUCUGUGGUGUCUCUGUAUUAUGGAACAAUUAUUGGACUGUAUUUUUUCCCCUCAUCCAGCACCUCCAGGGACAAGAGCACCAUUGCCUCUGUGAUGUACACAGUGGUCACUCCACUGCUGAACCCCUUCAUUUAUAGCCUAAGGAACAGGGACAUGAAGGGGGCCCUGGAGAGACUCUUGCACAGGGCAAAAGUCUUGUCUCAAUGA